Molecule: messenger RNA, 1191 nt
Organism: Chlorella variabilis
Lineage: Eukaryota; Viridiplantae; Chlorophyta; Trebouxiophyceae; Chlorellales; Chlorellaceae
Exons: 10
Coding region: 1-1191 (396 amino acids)
Cellular component (GO): chloroplast stroma; cytoplasm
Molecular function (GO): coproporphyrinogen oxidase activity
Source: RefSeq, a predicted model, not a curated record
AUGGCCGCCCUUGCCGCUGCCCAGGCGCAGACCAUCACCCAGUCCAAGCCCAAUGUCUUCGCCGCACGCCGGGCUCAGCGCCCCAGUGCACGCUUCGCCGUGAAGGUCCAGGCCGCGGUGGCGGCACCGGAGGUGACCUACACCGAGACGGCCCCCGACUCGCUGCUGCGCCCCGGCAUCGACGACCCCAACAGGCAAGCCAGCCAGCAGCAACCCCCGCCCUACUCAAGCCUGGCCUGCCCGAACCCGCCCGCUCCCCGCCCCCGCAGCAUGCGCGGCCGCUUUGAGAAGAUGAUCCGCGGCAUCCAGAAGCAGGUGUGCGCCGCCAUUGAGGAGGUGGACGGCAACACCUUCCGCCAGGACGCCUGGACGCGCCCCGGCGGUGGCGGCGGCAUCACGCGCGUCAUGCAGGAGGGCAACGUGUGGGAGAAGGCGGGGGUGGCGGUCAGCGUGGUGUACGGCACCAUGCCCGCCGAGGCCUACCGCGUGGCUGUGGGCAAGGACAUCCCCUUUGCCAAGGACGACCGCGUGCCCUUCUUCGCCGCCGGCAUCUCCUCGGUCAUGCACCCCUGGAACCCGCACUGCCCCACCAUGCACUUCAACUACCGCUACUUUGAGACCGAGGACUGGAAGGGCAUCCCCGGGCAGUGGUGGUUUGGCGGCGGCACCGACAUCACCCCCAACUACAUUGUGGAGGAGGACAUGAGGCACUUCCACGGAGUUUACAAGGCCGUGUGCGACCGCCACGACCCCACCUGGUAUGACAAGAUGAAGGGCGACUGCGACGACUACUUCAUGAUCGCGCACCGCGGGGAGACGCGCGGCCUUGGCGGCAUCAUCUACGAGGACCUCAACGACCGGGACAAGGAGGAGAUCUUUGCCUUUGCCACCGACGCCGCCAACCACAUUGUGGAGGCGUACGUUCCCAUCGUGAAAAAGCACAAGACCGACCCCUACUCGCCGCGGCAGAAGGAGUGGCAGCAGAUCCGGCGCGGGCGGUACACCGAGUUCAACCUGGUGUACGACCGCGGCACCAUCUUUGGCCUCAAGACCGGCGGCCGCAUCGAGUCCAUCCUCAUGUCCCUGCCCCUCACAGCCAGCUGGCGCUACGACUACCAGGUGGACCCGCAGGGCCCCGAGCAGAAGUUCCUGGAUGCGGUGCGCAACCCCAAGGAGCAGCAGUGGGUGUGA